UGUAAUUUAUUGUUUAAACAUUUAUAUUUCCAAAACGCUUGUCAAAAUAAAGUGAUAGAUAAAAGAAAUGUAAAUAUUACAUUACAGUUUCAUGAUCAUUUCACCAUGUUACACGAUAUUUUCUCAAUGGUGAAACCGUAAUAUUUAUGUCUCAAAAGUAUUGCAACCUAACCUAUAACAUCUGAUCCAACGAAGUAUCGUAUGCCUUUUUCGCGUAUAUACAAUUGACAAGUUAUAACGCAUUAUACGUGAAAAAGUGGCCUUUUAAAAAACAAUGGUUUAAAAUAAUGUAUCCUGCAAACCAUAAGACUAUUUUCGUUUUGGACCAUACGCCAUAUUUUGGUAUAUCUACUGAGGCUCCUCUAGAAUUUGAUUUUCUGAAAAGCCGCGGCCAGAACUUGAUACCUUUGGCACCUGUUUGUAAAUCUUUGUGGACAACCAGUGUAGAGGCUUCCUUGGAAUACUGCCGUAUAGUGUGGGAUCUCUUUCCAACUGGGAAAUUGAUAAGGUUUGUUGUAACUGAUCGUGCCGCAUACGUAUUAAACUCAUGGAGUCCAUCACAGCAAAACUUAAAUCAUAUAAUGAAUGGUACAGCCAUUUUAGGAGUACCUACAAAAACUCCACAACCUGGAGAAGAUUAUUCGGUGAUACAUGGCUUAAGGGUAGCUAUUGAAACACUCAAUGAGUGUUCAGAAAUUCAGCAUGAGAAAAGGACAUCAUUAAAUGAUAAUGCUAGUAAACUUGUUAAUAGAGGAAGAGUAAUAUGUAUUACUAGUGCUCGCGAUAAUAGCAAUAUGAAAAAUUUGGAAAAUAUAUUUUUGAAUGAAUUAGCUCAAGAAAAUAAAACAGCAUUAGCUUCAGAUCAUUUAAUACCUGUAGAUUAUUGCCACUUAGUUAUAUUGAAUAUUUUUCCUAACAAUAUUGAGUCACAAGUUACUAGUCAAGGACCAAGAGAGGUAUCACCAUUAUUAAUGGUAGAGGUGCAUUCUAUUAAGGCACCUGCUUUACACUCUAAGUUAUCCCACUUAAUUUUAUCUCAUUAUGAUUUGGCAAGUACGACAGUGACUGGUAUACCAAUGAAGGAAGAACAAAAUGCUAGUUCUUCUGCCAAUUAUGACGUCGAGAUAUUUCAUUCAUCAGCUGCACAUUCCGCAAUUUUAAAAGGAAACCCACAAGAUUCAGCAUUAAUUAAGACGUUCAGAAGGUUUGAAGAGGGUUCGGAAUACGAGACAAUAACUUUAAAAUGGUGUACACCACGAGGAUGCAGUGCAGCUGAAAUGCAGAACUGCACUGCUAUGCACAGAAUCACACCAGUAGACGUAAACAGUAGACCCUCCUCUUGUCUAAUCAACUUCUUGUUGAAUGGAAGAUCAGUAAUGUUAGAAAUGGCCAGAAAGAGUGGGGGGAAAACUAUAUCUCAUUUGUUAGCGGCACACGGUGGAGAAAUUUUUAUACACACGUUAUCCACUGCUAGGAGCGUAUUGGAGGACCCACCUUCCAUCAGCGAAGGAUGUGGUGGACGCGUAACGGAUUACAGAAUAACUGAUUUUGGAAGACUUAUGCGCAAUAAUGUAUUGGUGCCUUUAAAACGAAGUACAAACUGCAACAACGACGGCCCAGCAGAAAAGAUGAGGUCCAGAUUAGAGAGGCAUACAAAAUAUUGGCCAAUUACCAUUUCCAGUACUCUUAUGUUCAAUUUAAAACAGUUGAUAGAUCCACUGCCAGAUUUGAUGGUAAAGGAGGAACUCACCGCAGAGGAGGUUGUACAAUGCAAACAAGUGAUCUUCAGUUUGCUGCAGUUAGAAGCAAAACAUGAAGCAUUGCCCCUCCCAAGUAUAGGCGGUGGUCGCGGCGGCAAAAGUGGUGUACGCAGAGAAGAACAUUACAGACUUUUAUGGGGGGAACUAGAAACAUUCCUCAAACAUCACGCUAAUAAUUCUGCGGCGCAUUCUGAAGUUCUAACUUGUCUUCUCGAAGUACGAAGUAAGGACGACAAGGACAAAGUCGAAUUGGACCAAGCACUGCGCGAGUUGGACGGAUUUGGCAAAGAAGAUGGAACUGCCAGAGCCAGCGUAAUAAGAGCAACGACCGAUUCACCGAUGUCUCCACCGCCGAGUACAUCAAUGUCCCUUGGGAAACAACUCCAUAAAGGAGGGCUUUACGCUCCUAAAAGUUUAUUGGAUAUCUGGUUACAACGCAGUACGCCCAAGGAGAAGAAACCAGAGUUUCAUGGAAGAAUUAAUAGCGACGGUCCUAAAGCAAAGUUAUAUCCCAACUUGAAAGAAACUGGUCGUGAACCUCGUGAAACUAUCAUAGAAGGCUAAUAGCUUGAAACAUUUAACACGUUGACUGAAGCCAUUGAAACUGUCAUUAGGUAUUUCUAUUUUUAACGAAUUGUUCAUAACUUCAAGUACCUAACACAGAUAUUUCUAAUUAGGUAAAUUAAAGAGUAUGUGGGUGAUUCCUAUUGAAGUUCAAGCAUCAGCCAGUCAACGUGUUAAUCUAAGGUACAGUCAAUUAGAGCAGGAACAAUUUGUUGAACCAUCGAUGAACAAUGUAUCACGAUACUCGUGACGUACAAUAAUAAUAAUUUCGUAAACAGUCA
Molecule: messenger RNA, 2605 nt
Organism: Megachile rotundata (alfalfa leafcutting bee)
Lineage: Eukaryota; Metazoa; Arthropoda; Insecta; Hymenoptera; Megachilidae
Gene: asun
Product: integrator complex subunit 13 asun
Biological process (GO): centrosome localization; regulation of mitotic cell cycle
Cellular component (GO): integrator complex
Source: RefSeq, a predicted model, not a curated record